GCACUGAGCACACAGCGCUCAGCAGCAGCGAAGUCGAUAAACGAGGAAGAAAUCCCCGCGCCAUAUUUGAUUUGACUGUAGUUUAAGUUUAAUCGAUCCAAGUCAACCCUCUGUUGUCGGAUUAAACAUGUGUUUUGUGACUCUGCACCUGCCAAAAACAUUUAUUUUCCUCUUCGCAAAUCCCCAAAAUGUCGCCUUCAGUCCGGUCUGGUAGAGAUCUGCUUGAUGCAUCCCCUCGAUGUAGUGAAGACAAGGUUCCAGAUCCAAAGGGGAACCAGUGACCCCAACAGCUACAAGAACCUCAGUGAUUGCUUCCGGACCAUCUUCCGCAAUGAGGGAAUUCUCGGCUUCUACAAGGGGAUCCUCCCUCCAAUUGUGGCGGAGACUCCAAAGAGAGCAGUGAAGUUUUUCACCUUUGAGCAAUACAAGAAGUUGCUGAAUUUGACCCCUUUGUCUCCUGGUUUGGCGCUGUCUGUAGCAGGGCUCGGCGCAGGCUUGACUGAGGCUGUCGUCGUCAAUCCUUUCGAAGUGGUGAAAGUCAGUCUCCAAGCCAACAGAGACUCCUUCACUCAGCAACCCUCUUCAUUUGCUCAAGCAAGGCGCAUAAUUAAUUCAGACGGAUUCGGACUGCGGGGCCUGAAUAAAGGACUAACAUCGACGCUGGGACGCCAUGGAGUUUUCAACAUGAUCUACUUUGGCUUCUACUUCAAUGUCAAGGAUGCUAUUCCUUCCAGCCCGGACCCCACCCUGGAGUUCAUGAGGAAGUUUGCUAUCGGCCUAGUGUCGGGGACCAUCUCCUCCUGCGUGAACAUUCCCUUCGACGUAGCCAAGAGCCGCAUCCAGGGCCCCCAGCCUGUGCCCGGAGAGAUCAAGUACCGCACCUGCUUCCAGUCCAUGGCACUGGUGUACCGGGAGGAGGGGUACCUGGCACUAUACAAGGGGUUGGUGCCCAAGAUAAUGAGGCUUGGACCAGGUGGAGCAGUGAUGCUGCUGGUCUAUGAAUAUGUGUCCGGAUGGCUACAGAAGAACUGGUAACAAAAACAAUCACAGAAAGGAAAACCAAAAGAGUGCCUUAUGGAUCGUGCCUCAUCGCCAUUAUCGUUAACUGAUUCCAGUAACGUCUGACCAAAUACGUUGUUUGUUUUUACCUUGAAUACACAAUACUGCUCUCCGAAAUAACCCAUCAGCAUUACCAUGUACCUCAAUGCAGCUUUCUAAGGAUAAACUACAUCUUCAUCUAAGUAGCUUUCUCAGGAAUUCAAAACAGCUGCAAUAUUUGAACGUGACCAGUGACUUUUUAAUGGAAAACAGCUUUUUUUAACAGUGGAUCAAAGGCCCUGAAAACCUAUUUUCUCAAUCAGCUUCCUACUUUGAGUAAUGGGGUCCUACUUGAACUCAAUAUUUUCAGAAUUUUCUGCCAAAUUUAGAAAAUGUUGUCUUACUUGACAUGAAAGAUUUAUGCAUUUUGUGCUCCUCUUACUGGGUUGUAGUGGGCGGAGCUAAGUAUGUUGCCAGUACUGUCAGUCAAAUCUGAGCAAAGUAAACCCAAAUUAAGCAAAUUAUGUCUUUGAUAGUUAAACUCUUAAAGAAUAAUAACUAAGAAGUGUUAUGAAGUAGUUUAUUAAGUCAUGAAUUCCAUAAUGUUAUUAUGCUAAAUAUUUGAAGUUUUCAAGGGUCAUCAUUUUCAGUUUCAAAUUAAAUAUAACACCGAUAAUGGAAUGAAGGCAUGGUUACAAAAUACCAAAACUCAGCUCAAGAGCGCUCAAGUAUAGAUGAUGUAUAGCUGCACAGUACAUGACUUAUAUGAUGAAACUAACAUAUACUGAGUUUAGAAGAGUCUCACUCCUAGCUCUGCUGGACUCAGUGGAUAAUCCAUAUAUAUCAAACAUCACUUGUAUCUUAAUAGUAUAACGAUGCAUUACUAAUAAUAUAAUAUAAAUAUAAACUGCUUUUAAAGUCAGCUACAGUGCAUGCAGCAGCAGAGUGUCUAUACACACACACAUAGUAUGUGUGUGUAUGUACACCUCUUGAUAUAUGUCUUAAAUAUACUGUGAUCACACCCAUAAUACUGAGCCUUACUCUAUAUCUUAAACGAACCAAAGAGCCGCAAUAGUGCCUGAUAAUUGUUAAUAAGAAUUACUGUUAAUUUCUUAUACACUGAUAUUGUUAUGGCCUAUUGCAGAAGUUUUUUAUCGAAUAUCCUUUUGCAUGACUGAUACUUUUAUGGACCUCCUUGGAAUUGAAGCAUGAAACCUUUUAUUGGUAAGAAAUUGUUAAUUUGACUUUUAUCUCAAUGUAGCUUUUGUUAAAAUUCACUUCUAUGUAUCGGUAACAAAUAAAAGAUGAAUAAUAUUA
Anoplopoma fimbria (sablefish) is the source of this 2355-nucleotide messenger RNA. It is a transcript of the gene slc25a21, whose product is annotated as solute carrier family 25 member 21. The record is from RefSeq and is a predicted model, not a curated record. The transcript has 10 exons. Lineage: Eukaryota; Metazoa; Chordata; Actinopteri; Perciformes; Anoplopomatidae. The coding region runs from base 226 to 1035 and encodes 269 amino acids. Gene Ontology annotation, biological process: transmembrane transport.